UACAUACUUGUGCCGAGCCAAAAUUAAGAAGAAGAAGAAGAACAUUACAUACUACAUAAUAUGUAGAAUUUAUUGAGCUACCUUGUUAAGUAUUUCAAUUCUAACAACAUGGACGGAAAACUAAAGGAAAAUAAUGGUAAAAAGCGCGUUUUUCAGUUGUCUUUGAAGAAGAAUAGAAAGAACGUGGAUGAAAAACAAAAAAAUAUGGACAGAUGUUCUGAUAUAAUAGUUGUUGACGAGUCUUUUGAUAGAUUAAGAUCCGAAUAUACGAAAAGUAAAAAUAACAAUCAAACUUCCACAUUAAGUUAUUCUCCUAUUCUUAUAAAUGACUCUAGCGAUUCAUUUAGUGAAUUAGCUGAAUCAGAAAAUGAACCGAGUAAAAUGGGCAAUGUAUCUUUCAAUGGUUCCAAAUCAUCUCCGCAGAAAAGCACGAAACAACCGAGUAUAGGAGGCUGGUCUCCUGCCCAAAAUAUUGUAUGUGCCACCCCAAGACACGACCAGCCUUCCACUCCAAAUGAAAUAGCCAAUGAAUCACUAGAUAACUGUUCAUUAAAAACAGUUCAGAAAUCACAGAAGAAACUCCUGAAUGAUCUGUAUGGAGAAGUGUGGAAGUCCAUACCAAGUUUGUUCAAAAGUGUACAUCAUGGGGAAUUCAAUGGUGUGUCGAAGAAAUUGUACUUUGAGGAUGAGGAUGAUGAAAAGGAAAAUAUUAGGCAGGACUUAAAGCAGAACAAGGAGCUAUACCUUACUGGCUCUGAAACGAAAACAAGAUUGGAGAAUAACAGUGAUACAGAAAAGAAAUCCAAAAAGAAAUUGUUCACGGAGAAAAUUAUGAACACACCGGAAGUUCCAAGGAUCAAAAGGAAUAUCAAUUCAACAACUAAGAAAAAUACUAAAAAGGGUCUCUCAGUGACCGAAUUGGUUAUGAGUAUGAAUAAGGAGCUUGAUGUCAUAGAGAAGAGAAUAAAUGAUAUCUCUGUGACUCCCACAGUUCACAGAUUGAGUUUCAUGGCGUCGCUGGCAGAUAACGUUCCAUCGUGGCGCUGUCACCCCGAGGCCCUGCAGUACAAGGAUAAUUAUAAAGCUUUAAAAGAACAAUUGACGAGGCGUUUGUUCGAGGAAUUUAAUCGUGAAGUGUUUGACAACGGCCUGGACGCCGACAUGCCCGUGUGCUGGGACACCAGGCUGCGGAGCACCGCCGGCACAACAACUAAUCGGUUGAUAAAGACGUCGAGCGGCGCGCGGAUACGCGCGUGCAGCGUGAAGCUGAGCCACAAGGUGCUGGACUCCCCGCUGCGGCUGCGCGACACGCUCGUGCACGAGCUGGCGCACGCCGCCGCCUGGACCAUCGACGGACACAUCCGCGCCGGACACGGACCGCUCUGGCAGAAGUGUUUGCUUUUCAUAAAAAAGAUUUGA
Molecule: messenger RNA, 1419 nt
Organism: Bombyx mandarina (wild silkworm)
Lineage: Eukaryota; Metazoa; Arthropoda; Insecta; Lepidoptera; Bombycidae
Cellular component (GO): nucleus
Source: RefSeq, a predicted model, not a curated record